Acanthosepion pharaonis is the source of this 3228-nucleotide messenger RNA. The record is from the annotation of a GenBank genome assembly. NCBI's taxonomy places the organism in Eukaryota, Metazoa, Mollusca, Cephalopoda, Sepiida, Sepiidae.
AUGCUGCUCUUAACAAAUAAGAUUCGGAUUUCUCACUUCCUAUAUCUCCUCUCUCUCUCUCUCUCUCUCUCUCUCUAUCUAUCUCACCCUCUCUCGCAUGCGUGUACACAUAAUUAUUCGAUGCCUGUCAAUAUGAAGAUGGAAGCGAGACUCGAAAAUCGAAGGCCUGUUUUGAGAAAUCGCAAAUAUGGAUUUACACGACCUGCUAUCCGUCACAACGAAGCGAGAUAUUUGGAACGGAGGCGCAAAACACACGUACCGUCAACUGUUUUACCUCUUCGCGUUUAUCGAAAAGAAGAUAAAGGCAGGAUAUUUGAGGCUGGCAGAAAUAUUCCGAAGAGAUCUGAUCUACGCGAAAACAUUGCUCAGCCACCUGAAUUCGUUAUGAUCAAGCAUGAUAAUGCAAAAGGAUCUCGAUCUGUUCAAAAAGAUGAUCGCCAUUCCUCAGAAGAUGCGUCUGGUUCGAAGAAAAACGAGAGAAUACAUAAAUACCAGUCGCUUUCUUCUCCCUCUGGCAUAGAUUCGUUGAAUAUGGCAGGUGAUUUUCAAUAUGGUUACAGACCUGCAACUUAUAGCAUGCCUCGAUCUUUAUACGGUAGACCAGAUUAUUAUGAUCAAAUGCCUUUUAUCGACAUUGCCGAAACAAACACUAGAGGUCAAACAUCCGAAGAGAAUGCGUCAUCAGAAAAUGACCAGCACGAUGGGGAACAAGAUUAUAUUGAUGACAACGAGAUACCGUCUUAUGCGGACAUGCAUGGGAGUGACAUGACUGUAGGCGGGGAUCGAACCAUCGAUGUGAAUACAUUUUACGAUAAUAACCCAAUGUACAUGAUACCUGAUGCCAAAUCAGAAGAUGAUGAUGACACCUCCGUGGAAAAUAGACAUGAUGAUGGUCGACAGGAUAGUGGGUCUGAGGAACAAGAUAGCCCCAAACAUUUCCAGCAGACAAUUCACAAGAACCAUGACUCUCCAGAUACGUUACUCAUAGUCAUCGACAAUAAGGCCAAGUCUAAGAAAAAGUUAAGUGAUCGUAACGAGAAUUUGAGUAUUAAACGAGUGACACCUGAAAAUAAAAAAGUCAGUCCAGUGAUUAAGGCUGAUCAUUCCUAUUCAAAUAUCCUUCAUAAUGCGGAACCUGAUCAUUUGCAAAGACGAACAACCGUUCCCACGACAAAAGCGUUUGGGUCGAUCAAUGCAGACUGGCCUAAGCGGCCCGUAACACGCCCGAUAAAUCCCACUGAUUCAGAUGCCAAACGUAAAUUUUUAGGUGGACCAGAAAUGAGCAAACUGAAAUUUGCUGAUCGUAGUCUAUCGUUCGAAGCUGGGAAAGAGUUGUUUAGAGAUUACAAACGUCACGAAGUGCCUGAUUUAUUGGCUUUAUAUCCCAAAAGACGUACAAUAUCUUCGUCAUCGUUAAACGAUACAGCUUCUCAAACUGAUGAAAUGCUGCUCCCACACCACAGUGAGAGAGUAAACGGUUCAGAGUUGGAAUCUUCCCUUUAUGCAAAUAAUUAUGGGGUUUUGAGUGAAUUGACAAAUUCAGAUAUCAUAGAAUUGCCCAAUUUAAAACCUCCCUCCGUUACAUCAUCUGGGGCUGCAACCGUCGCGGAUUUUUCUCAUGGUCACUUAAAAGCUGAAACUCUUCCUCUUUUCGGUUGCGUAAACCACAUUUGGGAAGAUCAACAAGGUUUUAUGUUAGGCAUGUAUGAAGUCAUGGAUUUUAAGAACACAACCUUUAAACGAGAUCCCGGUGCAAGUUAUUAUUUAGUAGACAACACGCAAGAAGUGAUUCAUUCUCUAAAUUUGAACAUGGUCCAGAGACAAAUCUGCAAGUGUAUUCUCUCUAAACAACCAAUUCAAGAUAUUGAAGUUUUAUGUGAACAUCAAAUGAAUGGACGUCUAAUUCACGUGGAACUACCAAACAAGAGACGGAAUACAGAAAUGCAAUGUCACAUAAAAAUUUAUAAUGGCACAUGGCAAGGAUUUAAAUCUUGCAAAGAGGGGCAAAAAUAUUGUGACUAUAUGUUUGGAACACGAUUUGUUCAGUGUGGUGGUGAAGUAUGCCAUGAAAAUGCAACUUGUGAGGAGGACAGAUGUCAAUGUAAUGCAGGACUUUAUGGAGAUGGAGUUACAACUUGUCUUAGUACAAAUGACACCUGCACAUGUCUUGUGUCUGGUCUCUCCCGAUAUCGAACAUAUGAUGUAUGUUCAGGUGAUGGUGUCUAUGUGAGUUAUGAUCGCAAGCACAGAGUAAAAAUAUUUCUUCCGAAAUCCUACCGAGAAAAGUUGAUUGGAAUGUGUGGAAACUGUAAUGGAGAGCGGGAAGAUGAUUUUUAUGAGAAACACAAAGAAAUUCCAAGCACAGUGGAUUUGGUGGGAGCCAGUUACAUGCUUAACUCUUCUUUUACUUGUGGACAAAUAAGCAAUAUUAACAAAUGUCCAGAAGGAGUGGAAAAGUGUGAAAUAAUGAUGUCUGGAGCAUUUGCUGGUUGCCAUCCUUACCUGGAUCCUGGUUUGGUUGAAGCUUAUUAUGAAUCUUGUAUGCAAAUGACUUGUGCCUUCAAAGCCCAUAAAGAUUAUUUAAAGAAGUUGACAUGUGCGGCUUUGGAGAGUUUGGACACGGAGUGCAUGAGCCGAGGUUAUAUGGUGCAAUGGAGAUCACAGACAAUAUGUUCCAUAAGCUGUUGUCGUCCCAUGGUAUACAACAAAUAUAUGAAUGUGUCAGAUUCCAAUUGCGUAUCUUCUCCAGUCUGCUCUGCACAACCUGUCGAUGGUUGUGUGUGUGGAGAAGGUUAUGUUUUGGACAAUAACAAAUGUGUCCUACCUAAAGACUGUGGAUGCUGGUACAACAAUUCUAUAUAUAUUCAGCUGGGAGAAACUUAUCAUGUUCCUGGCUGUCAUUUGAUGAUUCAAUGCCGUAAAGUAGCCACUGGUAAAAAGAAGUUGGUGGUUACUCACCUGGAAAAUGGUUGUGGAAACAAUUCAAAAUGCAUCCUGAAAGACCACAAACACCAAUGUGUCUGUGAAGAAGGAUUUGCACGAAAUAAAAAUGAUACACUUUGUCUGAAAAUUCCUGAAUGUGGCGAUCAUCCUGUUGAUGUUGUGUUUGUUGUUGACAUUUCUGGAACCCCACAACCUGUUCCAGCUCAACAUGUACUCAAAGAAGCAACAGAUGCUCACUGCCUUACACAAAAUUGGUCCACCAGAGGGCACUACUUAUCUGGGUAG